GGCGUGUGACCCGGUGAAGGCGCUUGCGGCCGGAGAGGCUCUGGCGUCCGGGGCUGAGGACGGCCUUCUCCUGCGGCUGCCGGUAACCCAACAUCCACCAAAACCCGCGGUAUGUGUAAACCUGUAAGUAAGAGCCAUUUUAGAGUGCAUGUAAAGCGAAGUUGGAUGCAACGGUGACUUAGCUGCAGCUCUUACCACGAUGCCGAAGGGCCAGAGGAGGCCGCGCAGCACGGAGCGAAACACGCCACCGCUUCUCACCACGCUGUCCUCCUGCAGAGACAAAACAGUAUACAACCGAGCCUGUUUGCAAAGACAGUGAAAGACGUUCAGCGAUGGAUCACAACACAGUCACACGGACCUUCAGUUAUGGAGCUAUUGGCAGUAGGACUGAAGCUCUGGAGGAUUGGUCCACAUCACGCAGACACAGCAGCGCAGGGAUCCGUGCACUCCUGUGGGCUACCAGCAGUGCAUGGUCCCUCGGGUGUUCACUAGGAUCGGACUUCCAGACCAGCCGGGAGAACAUUUAUCCAAAUAUCCUGACACCUGACAGUAUCCCACAGUUCACUAUACCAAGUCUGUCUGUGCAGAACAGCUUCAGAUCAUUCGACAAAGAGACAGACGAGGAUAGUGCAAAGACAAAUGAUGGCUUAGGGAGUUCUGGGACUGAUCUGGAGUCAUCUUUAUCUGCGUCUCUGGCCUGCUCCACGCUCUCAUCAACCACAUCUUCCAACAGCCUCACUUUGGUUCUGUCAGAUCGCAGGGCCGAGAGGAGUCUCUCAGACCCGUAUUCCCGGAGGAAAUCUAUUCUUCAGAGGGAGGCUUCCUAUGAUUGCUCCUUCUCCGAGGCCCAGCACUGCCUGGACCCUUCCAGCAGAGCUGCACUCUCCCUGCCACACUUAGCCAAAGUCACCACCCCGUACGGCUUCGUCACCUUGAGCCAGAGCCCACAGAUGGCGAGCGAGGAGGCACUUCUCUGCCAAGCUGGGCUACGGCACUUAAACAAGGGCGAGGAGACUGCAUGCGCUUAUAGCAAAACUCCACUGACAAGGACAGUAUACAACAAAGGCAACUCCCUUUACCUGUCAGAAGACAAGAAGAGAGUGUUUAAAAAAUCAACAGACUCACAGAACAAAGAAAAAUCAGUUUCUUCAGAGAUAAAGGCUGCCUCUAACAACAACACAACAGUUUCAUCCUCUUCUACACCCAAACAACCAGAUGGCAAGCGUAAAAGCGGUUCUACAAUGAUAUACGGAAACACUUCAUCUCCCACCAUUAGAAUUUAAUCUUGGGAUUGAUUUGUAACAAUGCAAAGUGUGUUUUAAACGUUUAAACUGUGUAUUUAUUCAUUUAAAAACAUGCCAAUGUACACCAAUGUUCUUGUGAAAUACAAAGCAUUUGUCUUGUGUGAGUUGACAAAAAUGUCAGAAUGAUAAAGCUGUGAAAACUUUGUGAAAAAUGUCACUUAAAAAAUAAUAAACAACAUAAACAGAC
Gymnodraco acuticeps is the source of this 1491-nucleotide messenger RNA. RefSeq lists its product as uncharacterized. NCBI's taxonomy places the organism in Eukaryota, Metazoa, Chordata, Actinopteri, Perciformes, Bathydraconidae. The record is from RefSeq and is a predicted model, not a curated record. The transcript has 2 exons. The coding region runs from base 333 to 1283 and encodes 316 amino acids.